AUGCAUAAAUAUUAUAAAAAUGCCAAUUUUCAUCUAUUUUUUUUCGUACGAAAUCGAUUUUGGCCUUUGCUUAUACCAUCAGUAGCUAUUCUAUUUCUAACAUUUUGUCCACAAGUAUCUCAAUCAAUUGAAAUCGAUGCUAAACAACAAAAUGAAAAUUUUGAAAGAACAUUAACUAUACGUGGUUCACGUGACGUUCAAGUGACAACAACAACAUUAUCACCGCAAACACUUUCAAUACCACCACGACCAUCAAGUUUUGAUGAGCUCAUUCAUACUUUAUACGUGAUUUCUUUGGAUGGUAAAAUAACAGCCAUUGAUGCACAUGCAAAUGGUCGCCAAUUAUGGACAGCUGAUACCGGUGCACCAUUGAUUGAUUCAAGUUUAAGUAAAAUUGAAAUAUCGCGUGAUGCACGAUCAGUUCGUCUUAUUCCGUCGUUAAUUGGUGGCCUUUUUGAAAAAUAUGAUGAAGAUGGACAUAUCGAACCAUUACCAUUCGAUGCUGAUGAUUUACUUACGGCAUCCUAUAGUCUUCAUGAAGAAUUAGCAAUAACAGGUGGAAAACAUAUUGAUACACUUGGUCUUGAUUUACAUACUGGCCAAGUAAUCUAUUCAUUUUCAAAUGACGAUCUGAAACAAACAAGUAGAGUCGAUAAUAAUCGUACAACAACAAAAACAGAGCAUACUGAUAUUACAGCGACUUUAGUUGUUAAGCGAACAACACAAACUGUAAGAGCACGAAGUGCUCGAAGUGGACACGAAAAAUGGAAUUUUAGUGUUUCAAAUCAUCAAUUAAUUCAUCUACGUUCUCAAUCAGCUGGUGUUGUUCUCGGAAAAGUUGAUCACGACAGAACAUUUUCUGGCUAUUUUGAAUAUCAAUUGCAAACUGGUUUAGUAUCAGCUUUUGAUAGGACAGGAAAACUUGCUUGGUCGUCAGUAAUUAAUUCACCAAUAGCUGCUGUAUGGGAAUUAAAAGAUGGUGAAUUAAAUGAAAAAUCUUUAUUCGAAAUAACAACAAAAACAUCAAGUCAUAUUUCCGAAGAUGAAUUAGAUGACGAUGAUUCGCUUCCUACGUUACCAAAACCACGUCGUGUAGCUUUCAGCGGUGAAUUUAAUUCAACACCCUAUGUUAUUAUAUCACCUAGUGAUCAAAAAAAAUUAAUUCACGGUGCUAAAACAGGACCUCAUAGUAACAGACGACCAGUAUUAUCUUGGCAUAAAGCAUAUCAAAAACGAACAUUAUCCAUCGGUUCUGAAAUACCUGAUAAUAAUGAUCAACCUCUUCAUGGCUUAUUACCGUCCGAGACUACAUAUCCAGUAGCAUUACGACGAGAUCGAACAGGAAAUCAUAAGAUAAUUCCAUCCGCUACUGACGAAAUAUGUGAUACAGCAGGUUUUCUAGAAUAUAUAACAGAAUCAAGUGGUUCUCUUAUUAAAAAGAAUGAUAGAUUGACUUUCGCCACAAAACUAAAUGCUCAUUCAAAUGUCUACGUACCAACAAAUGUUAUAACAAUAUCAAGCGUUUUUCUUGGUGCUGCAGUCAUUAUAUUAAUGUUGUAUUUAAAACAAAAUCAAUUUGUAUAUAAACGUCAAGAAUCCAUGGUGACAGAGAAUAGUACAAUUGCAACGAUAAGUCUACCACCGACACCCGAAUAUAUUCAAUUACAACCAUCAUUAAUACCAGUAUUUCAAUCAAGAUAUGCGCUCGAAUAUGAACAUGUUCGUUUUCUUGGACGUGGCGGCUUUGGUGUUGUAUUUGAAGCAAUUAAUAAAUUAGAUGAACGCCGUGUGGCCAUUAAACGUGUUUCAUUAAAAAAAGCCUCCGGAAAAGAACGUGCAUUGAAAGAAAUUCGCUAUUUGGCUGUGUUAAAUCAUCCUAAUUUAAUACAAUAUUACUAUGCUUGGAAUGAAAGUCCACCGGUUGGAUGGCAAGAAAAAGUAGAUGAAACAUUAUUAGCAAGAAAUUGUAUAACUACAAGAGAUUCGAUGAGUACUUUUCCAACAUCAGCCAACGAUAGUGAAUCUGUAAAUCAAGCAAAACUUUCAUCGGCAACAGCACCACUAUCUGCAAUUAAAUCAAUGGCAGCACAUCCACCUCCAUCAUUAUUUGAUAUAACAUUUGAUCGUGCAUCGAAUCCUCUUCGUAUCGAUGAAGAUUUUUCAACUAAUAGUAUUAAUAAGGAUGAUGAUAAUAAAUCCGAAAUGAGCUUUUCAUCAUCAUCGGAAAAUCAAUCAAAUAAUCAAUUGGACGCAAACAAUAAUAAUAAAGCAGUCAAAUCUGUUCGUCCGUUAACAACCAUGGCAAAACGUUCUCUUUCGUCGUCAUCACCUUUAUUCGAUCAUUCAUCGGAUUCGUCCAUAUCUUCGAAUGAGUUCAACGAAAAAACUCAAUCACAUAAAGAAGUAACAGAAAGCGAUGAUGGAAUUAUAUUUUUACAUGAGGAACAACGAUCAUCAUCGUCUCCAUCUCCUAUACAAACUCAAACAAAAUCGGCAAAUGAAAAACAGAAAUUAACAAUCAAUGAAAAAGAUAUCCCAACAACUUAUUUUUAUUUUGUGAUGGAAUUAUGUCAACCGGAAUCAUUACGUGAUCGUCUGAUGAAACGAGCUAUUGAUCGACAUCAAGCUUGGUCUAUUUUCGAUCAGAUAACUCGUGGUAUCGAAUAUAUUCAUUCACAAAAAUUGAUUCAUCGUGAUUUGAAACCAUCAAAUAUUCUUUUUUCAAUGGAUAAUACAGUGAAAAUCGGUGAUUUUGGCCUUGUAUCAGCUUUUGGUGAAGAUAAAUCAGCCAUAAAAAAGAAACGUGAUGAUGAAACGUUCGAUCAAAUACAAAUGAUUGAAACAACAUCAGCAACGACAACAACAGAUGUUUGUGAAAACAAUGAACUUGGCGGUACUAUGCUUUAUAUGAGUCCGGAACAGAUCAAUCGUCAGCCAUACAAUCAAAAAGUUGAUAUAUAUGCAAUGGGCAUUAUUCUUUUCGAACUUCUUUAUCCAUUUUCAACACAAAUGGAGCGUAUGCAAGAACUAGCAAAUGUGCGUCUUCAAACGCCAUUAUUUCCCAAGGAUUUCGAAAUUGAUGGUAAUAAUCGUAAUCAAUUAAUAUGUCGUUUGAUUCGUUGGUUAUUAUCGCAUUCAUCACAUGAUCGACCACGAGCAAGUGAAUUACGUCAAGACACAUUUUAUCAACGUAUGUUACAACUUGAAGUGCCACAUUUGUUUUGUUCGGAUAAUCGCCAACAAAAUCAAACCAUUGUAAAUGGACAAGAUCAAACACUUAUAUGUACACAACAACAACAAUUUAAUCGAAGUCCAUCAUCAUCAUUUCGUCGUUCACAUUCAUCGUCUGCUCUUCAAUCUCAUAGAGAAUCAGAAUCAGGAGACCCAGAAAGUUUGUCAUAG
Molecule: messenger RNA, 3402 nt
Organism: Rotaria socialis
Lineage: Eukaryota; Metazoa; Rotifera; Eurotatoria; Philodinida; Philodinidae
Source: the annotation of a GenBank genome assembly